Culex pipiens pallens (northern house mosquito) is the source of this 1850-nucleotide messenger RNA. Its product is annotated as glutamate receptor-like. The transcript is spliced from 6 exons. Gene Ontology annotation, cellular component: membrane. Bases 162 to 1850 code for a protein of 562 amino acids. The record is from RefSeq and is a predicted model, not a curated record. NCBI's taxonomy places the organism in Eukaryota, Metazoa, Arthropoda, Insecta, Diptera, Culicidae. Gene Ontology annotation, molecular function: ligand-gated monoatomic ion channel activity.
UGAACACUUCAAUUUUUUCCCAACAUUUUGAUACUUCAGAUUAUUCCUAUGUUGCGAACUUUUUCAAUAAUUUAAUACUGUCACAUUUCUCAGCUUAUUACUGCUUCUGCAUAAUUCAACCGGUUUAUUUCGAUGUACUUUUCAACGUGGAAAGUCCCUCAAUGGUCAUCACAGAGGAUCAGCAAUUCCUGCAUCAUUUCCAAAAUGGCGUUGACGGCGGAUGCCAGGCAUUUAUCGUCCAAGGGGAAUCUACAGUCUUUGAAUUUCUGGAUGCCUUUUUUGAAGUCCACGAGCUUUCAGAACAACGAACCUCCAGCAAGAAGCUGAUUGCAGUAGUGGAAAACUUUGACUCGAUUGAACGAAUUUGCAACCAUUCAGCUAUAACCGAACUACCAGAUGUAUUGUUCGUUGUGUGGCGCGAAAAGGACUCGGAUGUUCAGCUGUUUACUACCGAAUCAUUUAGCGAUGGUUCAAGAGGAUCAAAGAUCAUCCGAAUAGUUCCUGUGGCGGAUGACAACUACUUUCCUGAAAAGGGUGCCGACCUUAAAGGUGUACCGAUUCGGAUGCGUACCUUGGAUUACCCUCCCUUCUCGUAUUAUGAGGAAACGACGCCGGAUAAGGCCAAUGCUCGAUACGAUCCACAGUACGGGACACCCGACACUCCACUGCUGGUUGAUGGUCAAGAGCCUUUGAUCCUGGUGGAAUUUUGUCGGUUAUACAACUGCACCAUUGAGGCCUUUUUCGAUGAAGAUGAACUUUGGGGAGAGGUCUUCGAGAACCACACGGGCACCGGAAUGCUUGGAGCCGUACUUAGACGGGAGGCUGACUAUGCCGUGGCUGCCAUCUAUUGCUGGGAAGAGCCAUACAAAUUCGUUACGUAUACCGCACCCUUGAGUAGAUCCGGUAUCACCGUGCUUGUCCCCAAACCGCAAUUACUAGCACCGUGGCGAACUCCCUUGCUGUCGUUCAGCAGCAUGCUUUGGCUUGCCGUUGGGGCAGCAUUCUGUCUGGGAAUCUUCGCAGUCUGGAUCAGCGAUGGCAUUCGAGUUCGUGUGACCGGAUCCAACGGUCAAGCUAAAACGUUCAGCGACUCUGUGUUGGUCCUUACCGGGUUCUUCAUGGAGCAAGGUUCGGACAUGCAUAACGAUUUGACCUCCAGCAUAUUCCUCUAUUCGACGUUACUUUUCGCUGGAUUCAUGAUCGGCAACAUGUACGGAGCCGGACUGGCAAGUACCAUGACAAUCCCUCAGUAUGAAAAACCGAUUGAUACCACGUAUGAUUUAGCUGCGAGUGGAAUGCUGUGGGCUGCAACUGCUAUUAAUUGGAUACUUUCCAUCAUGACUUCAACGCAGCCCCACCUCCAAACACUUGUCCAAAACUACAGAAUAUUAGACACUGAGGAAUUGAUUAGGCACCGGACCAAACGUGAUCUCGGCUAUGUCGGCGAGCGCAGCGAAUUCGACCACUUUAGUCCGGUUGACUUUUUGGACGAGGAAUCUUCGCUGCUGCUGCAACUGCUGAAGGAUGAUCUGUUCUGGCAGACUUGCAUCGCAGCCAUUACCAAAACUUGGCCCUUUAAAGAGCGCCUGAACGAUCUUAUCAUGAGAGUUGACCAGUCAGGCAUUCAGUACUACUGGGAGGCACAGACCGUAGUCCGAUACAUGAAUACCAAAAUUCAACGCAACCUACUGUACAGCAGGCAGAUGGAGACCGAGGGUGAGGCGGAAGUUUUGACAGUGUCGCACUUUUUGGGUGCAUUCAUGAUUCUUGGGUUUGGAUCUACCUUUGGUACAGCUGUGUUUGUCUUGGAAAAAUUUGUAAACUAUAAGAUUAAAUCAUCGAAUAAAUAG